AUGGAAAGACUCACUUCUUCCGUCCAUGAUGCUAAAACCAAAUGCCGUCGGGCCUUCUCCAGCUGGGACGCCUUCAAAAAGGCUGUCCAGGUGAAGGAUACGCUGGCUACCACCGAGAGGACAUCUGGAGCCAACACCGCCAGAGAAGCAAAGUGA
Messenger RNA from Monascus purpureus, 156 nucleotides. Lineage: Eukaryota; Fungi; Ascomycota; Eurotiomycetes; Eurotiales; Aspergillaceae. The record is from the annotation of a GenBank genome assembly.